ACGCGGGGGGGAGGGAGGGGGCUCUGACCCCCCCACUCCGCUCCCCGUGGGCCGCAGCCGCGCUCCGUGCCCCUACCCCGGGACCAUCGCCGAGGCUCCCCUUCACCCGGGGCGGGAGGUCCGGCGCAGCCACCGGGUGUCCUGCCCUGCCAGCCCGAGGCCUCCGCGCUACCUGAGCCAAUGCUAGAUCUGGAGGUGGUGCCCGAGCGGUCUCUGGGGAACGAGCAAUGGGAGUUCACCUUGGGAAUGCCCUUGGCUCAGGCUGUAGCAAUCCUUCAGAAACACUGUCGCAUUAUCAAAAACGUCCAGGUUCUCUACAGUGAGCAGUCACCUCUUAGCCAUGACCUCAUCCUUAACCUGACUCAGGAUGGAAUCAAACUGCUGUUUGAUGCUUUCAAUCAGAGACUUAAGGUGAUUGAAGUUUAUGACUUGACUAAGGUGAAGUUAAAAUAUUGUGGUGUCCAUUUUAACUCUCAGGCAAUUGCUCCAACCAUAGAACAAAUUGAUCAGUCAUUUGGAGCAACACAUCCAGGAGUGUACAAUUCAGCUGAACAACUCUUUCACCUCAAUUUCAGAGGAUUGUCCUUUUCUUUUCAGUUAGACUCCUGGACUGAAACUCCGAAAUAUGAGCCUAACUUUGCCCAUGGUCUGGCCUCUCUGCAAAUUCCACAUGGUGCAACUGUGAAAAGGAUGUACAUCUACAAUGGGAACAGUCUGCAGGAUACCAAGGCUCCCUUGAUGCCCCUCAGCUGUUUCCUUGGUAAUGUAUAUGCUGAGAAUGUUGAUGUUCUGAGAGAUGGAACCGGACCCUCAGGUUUACGGCUUCGCCUACUCACUGCAGGUUGUGGCCCUGGUGUUUUAGCUGAUGCCAAGAUGCGGGUAUUUGAACGUUGUGUGUACUUUGGUGAUUCCUGCCAGGAUGUUUUGAGCACCCUGGGGUCUCCUCACAAAGUCUUCUACAAGUCUGAAGAUAAGAUGAAAAUCCAUUCGCCCUCACCCCAUAAGCAGGUCCCAUCAAAGUGCAAUGACUACUUCUUCAAUUAUUUUACACUUGGAGUGGAUAUUCUUUUUGAUGCAAACACUCACAAAGUGAAGAAAUUUGUCCUGCAUACAAAUUAUCCUGGUCAUUACAACUUUAACAUUUACCAUCGCUGUGAAUUCAAGAUUCCCCUGGUCAUUAAACGAGAUAGUGCAGAUUCACAGACUGAAACAUGUACAACAUAUAGCAAGUGGGAUAGUAUUCAGGAUCUUCUGGGACACCCUGUAGAAAAGCCAGUGGUACUUCACAGGUCAUCAUCUCCAAAUAACACUAACCCAUUUGGGUCAACCUUUUGCUUUGGACUGCAACGAAUGAUCUUUGAGGUGAUGCAGAAUAAUCACAUAGCUUCUGUUACCCUGUAUGGCCCGACGAGGCCCAGCAGCCAGUUGAGAACAUCAGACCUUCCCCACACAGACCUGAAUAGACUGUCCUGCCCUUCUCAGCUUGCAGAAGGGGGAAAUGGAAGAGGGGCACAUAAGGACUGCAAGAGUUAGAAGCACAAACUUUCUGAGCCUUGGAGCAUCUGGAAGCAGGUGUCACUCCUGUUGAAUCCCCUGUUCAAUCUGUGCUGUCUCCUGUGAUCAUUGCUUGCUAAGAAAAUUCUAUGCCUCAACCUUCCUUUUGUUUCCUCUCUAAUUUUAAUUUCAUUUUAUGGAACCCUUCUGUAAAUUAAAUGGAAUAAUAAUGAGCAUGUACACUGAAAGAAAAAUAAAAUGAGACUCUCAGUUACAUUUUUGUGUUAAAUACAGUUGCUGGGUGUUUUUGUAAUAAAAUCAUGGAUGUUUUUGCUUUUUUUCUUA
Messenger RNA from Calypte anna (Anna's hummingbird), 1839 nucleotides. RefSeq names its product chromosome 11 C16orf70 homolog (gene PHAF1). Gene Ontology annotation, biological process: Golgi to plasma membrane protein transport. Lineage: Eukaryota; Metazoa; Chordata; Aves; Apodiformes; Trochilidae. Gene Ontology annotation, cellular component: synaptic vesicle membrane; dendrite; trans-Golgi network. The transcript has 19 exons. Bases 181 to 1533 code for a protein of 450 amino acids. The record is from RefSeq and is a predicted model, not a curated record.